ACAAGAAUGGAAAUAACCUCAGCCACCAAAAUAAAAUCCCCGCUCUCUCUCUCUCUCUCUCUCAUCUCUCUCUUACACUCAAACGCACAGCAAAAACCAGCUGAAAUAAUAAUAAAAAAACUCUGCUUCAAGAAUCAUUCGGUCAUCUUCCGGUUCCCGGUGAUCACACAUCAUGAUCGACCACGGCGACGGCAUCUUACCGUCACUUGAUUUCGAGAAUCUUAAAGUAAUAAGCGCCGUGGGGCGCGGGGCGAAGGGAGUGGUGUUCCUAGCGAGAGCCGGUGACCGGUCAUGCAGCGAGUGUUUGGCUCUGAAGGCUAUAUCGAAGGCUCUGAUUCAGAAGAAGGAAGAGGCUUACGGAGAGUAUAAGAGGGUUUCAUUCGAACUUGAAGUGCUACGUCGUUUUGAUCACCCGCUUUUGCCGCGGUUGCGAGGGGUUUUGGAAACCGAUGGAAUCGUUGCCUUCGCCAUGGAUUUCUGCCACGGUGGCAACCUCCAUUCUCUCAGGAAGAAACAAACUGAGAAAAUGUUCGCCGAUGACACCAUCAGGUUUUACGCGGUGGAAUUAGUCCUAGCUUUGGAGUACUUGCAUGGUUUGGGAAUAGUGUAUAGAGACCUAAAGCCAGAAAAUGUUAUGAUCCAAGAAAACGGUCACAUAAUGCUCGUAGAUUUUGAUCUCUCCAAGAAGCUGAAGCCAAAAUCUCCUCAAUCAACGAGUCACAAAUCGUCGAGUCCUAACUCGUCGGCGAAGAAACCCGCAAGGAAGCGACGGUUGUCGUGGCUUAACAUAAACUGUAACUCUGGCAUCUUGCCGUGCGAGUUGGACUCAGUAGAGCCGCAACCUGAGUCAACUCGUCGGGGUGAGUCAGACUCAGUGGAGAAAUCGAACUCCUUCGUUGGAACGGAAGAGUACGUGGCACCUGAGGUUGUCGCAGGGCAGGGUCAUGGUUUCGGUGUUGAUUGGUGGUCACUCGGUGUCGUUUUGUAUGAAAUGUUAUACGGAACGACGCCGUUUAAGGGCGAGAAUAGAAAAGAAACGUUUCUUGGGAUAUUAACGAAGGAGCCUGAGCUGACGGGGGAGAAGACUGCGUUACGAGAUUUGAUUGGUAGGUUGUUAGAAAAGGAUCCUGAUCGUCGGAUCACAGUUGGCGAGAUCAAGAGUCAUGAUUUCUUUAAGGGAGUUAAGUGGGACACGGUGUUGCAAAUAGCGAGACCACCUUAUAUUCCUUGUAAUGAGGUUGAAGACGCAGUGGGGCUUAGCAAACAGGAAGUGGAGAUUUUUGUUCAUGGAGUAUUUUUUCCUGAGGGAAAUGAUGAUAGAAGAGAGAAAAAUGAGAAAGUGGAGGAAAAGAAUGGUGGAAACGAGGAGAAUAAUAGUAACAAGAAAGUGUGGUCUGACAAGUUGAGUCAUAGAGCCACUGAGAAUGAUGAUUUUUUAAUUUUUUGAUUUAAUUUUUCAUUUUUGUUAGAUACCUAUUUUAAUUACUUUAUCUAAUAUAGAUGCAGAAGAUAUAGGGCUCAAUUCUUUUGAUAUGGAGGCCUUGUGCGUGUCUUCCCCGGAUAAACAUAUACAAAUGCCCCCACAUUGUUUUGUUUGGCAAGCAAAACUAUAAGAAA
Arachis duranensis is the source of this 1617-nucleotide messenger RNA. Its product is annotated as serine/threonine-protein kinase OXI1. Gene Ontology annotation, biological process: protein phosphorylation. The coding region runs from base 173 to 1447 and encodes 424 amino acids. NCBI's taxonomy places the organism in Eukaryota, Viridiplantae, Streptophyta, Magnoliopsida, Fabales, Fabaceae. Gene Ontology annotation, cellular component: plasma membrane; cytoplasm; nucleus. Gene Ontology annotation, molecular function: protein serine/threonine kinase activity; ATP binding. The record is from RefSeq and is a predicted model, not a curated record. The transcript has 2 exons.